This is a messenger RNA of Cajanus cajan (pigeon pea), 3852 nucleotides long. Lineage: Eukaryota; Viridiplantae; Streptophyta; Magnoliopsida; Fabales; Fabaceae. The record is from RefSeq and is a predicted model, not a curated record.
GAAGAGGUAGAUAAGGAAAUCUGAAUGGAGGGAAUUAGAAAAAGUUGGAAAGAAAUCCUUGGCGAGAGAGCAUGGAAUCUAAUCUCCUACUGUCAUCACAACAAAGUUUAAAACCAUCCUCCAUCCAAAAUAAAUAAAUAAAUAAUUAAAAACAAAAAGCACCGCACAACACAAAACGAACCUCACCUCAACUCUCAACACUACCGCUAUCAACGGGCACAGUGCGUGUGAGAGAAGAUGAGAAGAUGACGACGCCGUUUCAGCAACCACCGCAAACCGUACGGAGGCUGGUCGUGGAAGUAAUCGACGCGCGCAACCUGCUCCCGAAGGAUGGACAAGGUAGCUCAAGCCCUUACGUGGUGGCGGACUUCGACGGCCAGAGAAAGCGAACCAACACCCGCUUCAAGGAGCUCAACCCGGUCUGGAACGAGCCUCUCGAUUUCAUCGUCUCCGACCCUGACAACAUGGACUUCGAGGAGCUCGAAGUGGAGGUCUACAACGACAAGAAGUUCGGCAACGGAAGCGGCCGCAAGAACCACUUCCUCGGGAGAGUUAAACUCUACGGAACGCAGUUUUCCAGAAGAGGCGAAGAAGCUCUCGUCUACUACACGCUCGAGAAGAGGAGCGUCUUCAGUUGGAUACGCGGCGAAAUUGGCCUCAGGAUUUAUUACUACGAUGAGAUGCUAGUUGAAGACGACAAACCACCGCCGCAACAACAGGAGGAGCAACCUGAGCAGAACAAGCCGCCGCCGGGAGCGGCUGACGAUGAGAUGCUAGUUGAAGACGACAAACCACCGCCGCAACAACAGGAGGAGCAACCUGAGCAGAACAAGCCGCCGCCGGGAGCGGCUGUUGUCGAGGAGGGACGGGUUUUCGAGGCUCCUGGACCGAUGGAGCAAUGUAUACCUCUUCCUACGGGUCCUCCUCAUUCGCCGCGUGUGGUGGUGGUUGAAGAAUCGCCGCCUCCGGUUGUGCAUGUUUCGCAGGAUCCGCCGUUGCCGGGAAUGUGCGAGCCUCCGGAAAUGCAGUUCCAUCCGGAGGUGAGGAAAAUGCAGGCCAACAGAGGGGAGAGGGUGAAGAUAUUCAAGAGGCCGAACGGUGAUUACUCGCCUAAGGAUAUUUCUGGUAAGAAAACUGGCGCCGAGUCCGAGAGGGUUCAUCCGUUCGAUCUCGUGGAGCCUAUGCAGUAUCUGUUCGUCCGGAUAGUGAAAGCUCGCGGGCUUGCUCCUCCCAGUGAAAGCCCAUUUGUGAAGGUCAGAACGUCCAGCCACUUCGUGAGAUCCAAGCCCGCCAGUUACCGCCCCAACGAGCCCGCCGACUCGCCUGAGUGGAACCAGGUGUUUGCGUUGGGUUACAACAAGACCGACGUCAACAGCGCCACGCUGGAGAUUUCCGUUUGGGAUUCUCCCACGGAGAAUUUUCUCGGUGGUGUUUGCUUUGAUCUUUCCGACGUUCCGGUUAGAGAUCCUCCGGAUAGUCCCUUGGCGCCGCAAUGGUACCGCCUCGAAGGAGUCACCGCCGAUCAGAAUCCCGGGAGAGUUGCCGGCGACAUUCAGCUCUCCGUGUGGAUCGGGACGCAAUCCGACGACGCGUUCCCGGAAGCGUGGAGCUCAGAUGCACCGUACGUAGCGCACACUCGCUCCAAGGUUUAUCAGUCACCGAAGCUCUGGUACCUCCGCGUGACGGUGGUGGAGGCGCAAGACCUGAACAUUGCUCCGAAUCUGCCUCCAUUGACGGCGCCGGAAGUGAGGGUGAAGGUGCAAUUAGGGUUCCAAUCGCAGCGAACAAGGAGAGGAUCCAUGAACCACCGUAGCUUAUCGUUCCACUGGAACGAGGACCUUCUCUUCGUGGCCGGGGAGCCUCUGGAAGAUUCUGUGAUCGUUCUCCUGGAAGAUCGGACGAGCAAGGAAGCGGCGCUGCUAGGCCACAUCGUGAUUCCGCUAGGCUCAAUCGAGCAGCGAAUAGACGAGCGCCACGUGGCAGCGAAAUGGUUCCCGUUGGAAGGCGGGCCCUACUGCGGGCGAGUCCACCUGCGCCUCUGCCUGGAGGGCGGGUACCACGUGCUGGACGAAGCGGCGCACGUGUGCAGUGACUUCCGUCCCACCGCCAAACAGUUAUGGAAACCGGCGGUGGGGAUUCUGGAACUGGGGAUUCUGGGCGCUCGCGGCCUCCUCCCGAUGAAAUCGAAAGGCGCUGGAAAGGGCUCCACGGAUGCUUACUGUGUGGCUAAGUAUGGAAAAAAGUGGGUCCGAACCCGCACCGUAACCGACAGCUUCGAUCCACGCUGGAACGAGCAGUACACGUGGCAGGUCUACGACCCCUGCACGGUUCUCACCGUUGGCGUGUUCGACAACUGGCGCAUGUUCGCUGACGUGUCAGAAGACAGACCCGAUUGCCGUAUCGGGAAGGUACGAAUACGUGUCUCUACGCUUGAGAGCAACAGAGUGUACACCAACUCCUACCCCCUCCUCGUGCUCACGCGAACCGGGUUGAAGAAAAUGGGGGAAAUCGAGUUGGCGGUUCGGUUCGCUUGCCCCUCCUUGUUGCCCGACACGUGUUCGGUCUACGGGCAGCCCCUGCUUCCUCGAAUGCACUACCUCCGCCCGCUCGGGGUGGCCCAGCAGGAGGCUCUCCGCGGGGCCGCCACCAAGAUGGUGGCGCAGUGGCUGGCGCGGUCGGAACCGGCGCUGGGGCACGAGGUGGUUCGUUACAUGCUAGAUGCGGAUUCGCACGCGUGGAGCAUGAGGAAGAGCAAGGCGAAUUGGUUCAGAAUCGUGGCGGUUUUGGCUUGGGCCGUUGGAUUGGCCAAGUGGUUGGAUGAUAUUAGAAGGUGGAAGAAUCCAGUCACCACUGUCCUUCUCCACAUCCUUUAUUUGGUGCUUGUUUGGUACCCGGAUUUGAUUGUCCCCACUGGGUUCUUAUACGUGGUCCUAAUCGGGAUUUGGUAUUACCGGUUCAGGCCGAAAAUACCGGCUGGGAUGGAUACCCGGUUAUCUCAGGCUGAAGCGGUUGACCCGGAUGAGUUGGACGAGGAAUUCGACACCAUGCCAAGUUCGAAACCACCAGAUAUAGUUCGAAUGCGCUAUGAUAGGUUAAGAAUGCUAGCAGCUAGGGUCCAAACAGUGUUGGGUGAUUUUGCCACCCAGGGAGAGAGGCUUCAAGCCUUGGUUAGUUGGAGGGACCCUAGGGCUACCAAAUUGUUCAUUGGAGUCUGUCUUGCCAUAACUGUCACACUCUAUGCGAUGCCGCCAAAAAUGGUGGCUGUGGCCUUAGGGUUUUACUACCUCCGCCACCCCAUGUUCCGGAACCCCAUGCCCUCCGCCACCUUGAACUUUUUCCGGCGACUUCCCAGCCUGUCUGAUCGCUUGAUGUAGAUUAUUAUUCAAAUUCAGUGCCUAGUUUUUUUCUUUUUUUUUAAGGUGACAAUUUUUUUAGAGGUGGGAAUUUAUUUUUUACUAUAUGGGACUGGGACUAGUGACUAGUGAGGGUGUGGAAAGGAACAAGCAGAAGCAGCUGUUUUGUAGGGAUAGUGUUUGAAAAAGGUGUCUCAAUAACAUCGUAAGGAGUGAAAAGGGGGUGGAAAGUGGCUAGUUGUCAUCAUUUCUUUUUGUUGCAAUCGAAUGGAUUGACUGUGGCCACUGUUGAAAACUCGAAAUAAGAGAAAGGAGGGACGAGGGUGAGAGAGAGGCGAGAGAGAAACAUGGGGGGAGAAAUUUUGGGUACUGUCUUGGCUGUGGUGGGGAGACUUUUCUGUCAAUGUUUAGGAAGGCAUAUAAUAUUGCCUUUCAUAUCUCUUCACAUUUUUUUUUUAAAUACAGUGCCCUCAACAGCUCCUUGCUGUUUGUUUGUUUC